AUGUCUCUGUUUCGACCAAUCAGAAGCGCCUGGUCUCACGCUCCUGCCAACACAGUUCAACGACACCCUGGGAGUGUGGCGUGCGUCAGCCAAUCAGCGCACGCCGGUCCCACGGUCGGAUUCCGUUUAUCUGGAAGGCCGCGUGGAGCGGAAAGAAUGAGCUCAAAACUCUCUAGGAAUUUUCCCACGCUAAGUGAGGCAAGUGGCGCAUAUAUAUUAUCUGCACGGCAGGAGUGGCGUCUCACAAGGAAACGCGACGCACGCCAGAGAAGAACCUGGAAAAGCUAUUUGGAAAUUAUUGCACAUCUGCAAGCCGUGCGCGAAACAACGUUCAGAUUCUUUAGACGGCAGACGCAAAUUACAAAUGGCAGCAGAAAGAGUCAAGACUGUCGAAGAUCGCAAGGUAGGGAGUGUUUUUAAUGUUACACCUAAUUUGCAUAUUUUGCGUGAAUUUAGCAUAUUGUGCGAAUUGCUACAAAAUAUUCAUUAUUUUCAGUUUGAAACGAAAAUAGAAUUUUAUACAACAAAUCGCUUUGACUGACUAAGAAUUGUAUAUUAUUGUUGUAUUAAAUUAGAAUUCUUCGCGUUAUGUCUAGGGGAAAAGUAUUUCCUAUUUAUAGCAAUAUUCAUAACAAAACCAAGACGAACACGCUUUUGUUCUAUAUGUCAGUUCUGUUUGUAUAAAACGAGAUGAUAAUGUAAAAUUACGUUCAGUAAUAUAGUAGAGAGUGAUAUAGAACACGAGAACUAAUUUAAAUAUAUUAGUAAUUUGCGCUGUAUCGACAAUCAAAACAAUCAAUAUGUCUACGCAAUGAAUUCUAAUAUAUUGACUGUAGUUCACACGUAUAAAUCUCAAGUACCUUUCAAUCUCUUAUUGUAAAGCGUCCCACGCCUAAGUUCACACUCAAGGCAAUAAUUUUAUCAAUGGUAUAGACAAUAUACAGUACUCAGUCCAGGGGUUUCAGGUAUAUUAAUACUUAGAUAAUUUUACUUUCGGUAUACAAUAAAUUAUUGUUGAAUAGGUUGAACACUUGAGAUACGGGUGUCCUAGUCAUUUGCCCAAGAUUAACACUCAGGCAGACGUUGCUAGCCCAGAUUUGUAGGCAUACGGGUAUAUUGAGCAACCAUUAUCGAUUAUAUUGAUAUUCUGAUCACCCCCUGGCCAUGAGUAUUAUACCAUUGAUAAUAUUACAUCGGAAAGUUGAUUAGUACCACAUUUUUUCACAAACCAAUUUACAAUUGGCCAUUAAGUACUGAUAACUAUAGCGGUACUUCACAGCUGAAAACAAAUGCCCUGGGAUGAAAUACGAGCUUACUUGCUGUUAUAGACUUGGUUAUAUAUCACAUAGCUCGGUCAAACACGAUAUUUAUACUGGAUAGAUCUAUCAGUUCUAAACUGUUCUUCCUAGAGGCCAGCAAGGGUCAUCUCUUAUUGAUCCAGUGUUACUACAGGAGAUGAGGAGAAAACCUAAACUAAACUAAUUUCAUUUAUACUGGGUAGCCAUAUCAGUUCUAAACUGUUCUCCCAGUAAGAUCAUUUUUUAUUGGGAACCGAUGGAAAUCUGUGGUGUUUGGUAAAGUCAAACUGUAAACACUAUUCAGUCUAUUCUCAUAUGCAAUUGAAGCAAAAAAUCACGCCCAGUCAUCGAAAUACACACCUUAUAUAAAUCCCCGAACAUAUCCUAUUGCAUGGAAAACUGUGUCAUGCUUACUGGCUGACACACAAUCCUAUGCCUGGCACCGGAAUUAAUAUCCGAGAUCCGAAAUUGAUACUAGCAUAUCUUCCGUGCGCGUCAUAAACCGCCGAUUUUUCCGGCUGUUUACAAGGGGUGGUGUGUAUUAGACUUAUAGGGAAAUUGUUUAAAACUGAUAGAGCUAUACCCACUAUAAAUAAAAUCAAAAGCUCAGCUAAUCUAGCCCGUGCCAGCACGCUUUUCUACUAAAUAUUAUUUUCCGUUUGUUUUGUUUUAAACCUUCCGUUUCAAGGUGGUCUUGAAAUAAAAAAGCAAGAGCUAUUCAAGAUGCAUUACUGCCCUUAAGGCCUCUGACAAAUUUAAACAAACAAUACAUCACUUAUCAGCUUCAACAAAUUAUCGUUCAUUGUGUAGUCUAGUCAACGCAUGCCGCUUUGUGUUCUUGACAUACGAAUUAAAUCAAUUAGCCUUUCUCACGCACGGUUUAUCGGCCUUUUUGCGGUAUUGCCUCUCCCGUGUUUGAGUGUGAACGCAGACCCUUUUGAGUGAAAUUUUGAUCUAGAUAUGCCUGGGCAAAAAUUUCAUCACAGCUUGAAAGAGCAUCACAAAAUUAGUAAUAUUCCGAGGUUUCGUUGCGAAAUGUUGUAAAAUGCGGAUUAUUUAGCCUUGCGAAGUUUGCCGUUUUCAGUCAUUUUGUAUAACAAAAUGGGAAAUUGAUAAUCAGUUUGAUCAUCUGAUUUUCAAUUUCCCGUGCGUUAUGCAAAAUGACUGAAAAACGGCCGAACUUCGCAAGGCUAUAUUAUCCGCAUUUUACAACAAUUCGCAACGAAACUUUGGAAUAUUACUAAUUUUGUGAUGCUCUUUCAAGCUGUGAUGAAAUUUUUGUCCAGGCAUAUCUAGAUCAAAAUUUCACUGCAUAAGGGGAAAGGUCUAUUAGCUAUGAGUCAGUUGACUCGGUAAGAUUUUUUGUGAAAAAGUUCAAAACAGAAAGACUUGAAGUUUAGAGAAAACAGAUCCUGAAUGAAAUUUAUUUAAUUUUUGAUGAAGGAUAGAAGUACGAAUUAGCGUCCCAAAUAUUACCACAAAGACGUGUUUUAUUACUGAUAUGCACCUGAUCAUGUUGGACCAAGAGUACUUGAAUUCUUAUGAUUGGAUACUUGCAGUACAAUUGUGAAACACACUAUGAAAUUAUAGUCAUUGUGUCACUGCUCAGAACUAAUAGAGCUAUCCAGUGUGAAUAAAGUUAUACCUGGCUUAGUUUAGCUUAGCCUACUUGCAGUACAAUUGUGAAACACACUAUGAAAUUAUAGUCAUUGUGUCACUGCUCAGAACUAAUAGAGCUAUCCAGUGUGAAUAAAGUUAUACCUGGCUUAGUUUAGCUUAGCCUAAGAACUAAUAGAGCUAUCCAGUGUGAAUAAAGUUAUACCUGGCUUAGUUUAGCUUAGCCUUAGAACUGAUGGAGCUAUCCAGUAUGAAUAAAGUUACCUUUCUUUAGCUUAGCCUUAGAACUGAUGGAGCUACCCAGUAUGAAUACAGUUAAUGGCGCUUAGAACUUAGACUUUAGCGUUACUUUAUCCAGUAUGAAUAAAGUUACUUUAGCCUUAGAACUGAUGGAGCUAUCCAGUGUGAGUAAAGUUACCUUUCUUUAGCUUAGCCUUAGAACUGAUGGAGCUAUCCAGUGUGAGUAAAGUUAUACCUUACUACCUUAGUUUAGCAUCUAAUUAGUUUCCCUUUUCAACUUUCAGGCAAGAAAACCGUUGUUGGAGCGAAAACGAAGAGCGAGAAUUAAUGACAGUUUAGGGGAAUUGAAAGGAAUAGUGCUGAGAUCUCUUAACAAAGAUGUGAGUACUUUAAAUUAUAUCUCAUAAAAGCAGCUUUCUUAUCAUUGCCACUACCUGUACACUACCACAGACGGUGCAAAAUUUUAUGAGAGCUUGAAAGCGCAUGACUACAUACCACGAAAGAUGUCUAAUCUUGGCUAAGCUUAAUAAAGCCCUCGUUUUUUUAAUAAGACUUUGCCGCUAUAACUCUAAAGUGACUAAAUGUUCUUUCUUUUUUUGUUUUUUUUUAUAAAGAGUUCACGUUAUACAAAGAUGGAAAAGGCAGAUAUUCUUGAAAUGGCCGUGAAACAUCUAAAAGCCUUGAGAGAGACUGUCAAUAGUAAGUCUACUCAUACUUUUGUACAAUUCUCACGUUUGAAAUGUAACUCCUUGUGAGCUUGUCCAAACUGUAGGGGUGCACCGGAACCAGUUUUUUAACUGUUCCGGCCGGAACCGGAUCCGACCGGAACUGGAAAAAAGUUCCGGCCGGAAGUUGCGGCCGGAACCGGAACUAAUAUAUUAAGCCAUAUAUAGUCAUAUGUUACUUUGUCCGCUGCUAGACAGGCAGACACUUCAGGUCAUCAAGGAGAGAGUUCGCAAAUGUUAGAAUAAAAAGAUUGACAAACGUUAAACGUCAUAAUGAAGUGUUAUAGUGUAUAUUUCCCUUGCGUAGUCCAAAUUUCUUCCUACUGUGAACUUUUGUUAGACACAAAAACGUUUGAUAUUCUAUCUCUCUGAAACAGACAGAGUUCCGGUUCCGGCCAUGCUUUUUUUACUAGUUCCGGCCGGAACCGGAACUCUAAAAAAUCGGGGUUCCGCCGGAACCGAGUUCCGGUGCACCCCUACCAAACUGUAUUCUGUUUUAACCAUUUGGGUGUACUAUAUGAUACUUUCUUAUUCUCUAGGUUACCCAAGACAUGAUGGGGCAUCUCAGUAUCGCAAUGGUUUCACCCAGUGCGCAUCAGAAGUCACUCGCUACAUCAUGACCAUGGAUUCCAUGGAUGACAACACCCGUUCAGAUAUCCUAUCCCAUCUUAACAGCACAUGUCAGUCAAUGCACAUGUCUGUACUUCAAACUCCUACCUCACCACCACUAUCACCACUUGUACCUAACCUACCCCACUGUACAACCCAUGAAGAUCCCUGUUACCACUGUUAUCCAUUGCCGUACCCCCAACCCCACUUUUUGAGUCAACCACCAGAAUUAUUACCCGGACACACCCUAAUGAGCCCCCAGCCAUUUGGACAUCAAACCACAACCAUAAAUCACUGCCAGAGUCCCCUCAUAAACUAUUUUGAAAAAUCACUCACAAAAAGUCACUCUGACAGUUCCCUGAUGAAAAUGUCGUACAACCAUGGUCACUCCUUUCCCAAUUCUCCCACAACACAAUCUCAUAGUUCACCCACCUCCCCAAAGAGCUCUGGGCCUAUCCCCCUCACACGAGAACAGCCUCCCCUAACAAGACCUGAACCUGUCUGGCGACCGUGGUGAAUGUCCAAUAACAUCAAAACACAUUUGAGCAACAAUUAUUUGAAUUCAAUUCUAACUUUUAAAUGUAAUGUGUACGACAAUGAAUUGAUUUAAUCUUGAAUGUUGAAAUCAAGUAUCUCAAAGAGUUUAAAACUAUUUGAUAGAGCCAUUGACUGAAAGAUUAUAGAAAUUGUAGAUUUUAAUUGUAGAUAUAUUAAUUUUCAUUGUAGAUAGUAAAUAUUAAAUACAUAAAUUAUUAUAAAAAGUAUGCUGUAUUGAGAAUACAAUAAAUUUUAUUAUUUAAUAUUCUUAUUAAACUGUUUAUUGCCAGACCUAAGUGCCUUGUAUCAGUGGCAUAGGAAGCAAGGUGCUAGAGGGCCACCCAGCGAAUGGGUUUCCGGUUUCCCCAAACACAGCUGUAACUAGACACGAUAAUUGGUGGGGUGCAUAUUCAUGUAUUCAUGUUCACAUACCGUAAAAACAAUCACUUUCAAAGGAAAUCUGUGGGGCAGAACACAAAUAUAUGAAUAUGCACCCCCCCCAAUUAUCGCGCCCCCCCCCCCCCCCCCCACCAUUGAACUAAAAAGAACUUUUAUUUAAAAUUAUUUUUCUAAAAAUAACUUUAAUUCAAUGCCCAAUUGCCCCACAUACAAACUAAAAUUGUGUAAGUACAAACAAAACAAAACAAGCCCUCUGCCCGAAUGGUUUUUCGGUUUCCUGACUCACAAAACAAAGUACAACAAAAGAAAUGAAAGAAUGCAUGAAUAUUCGACAAUACAAAGUUACAUAUUUUUAGGUUUUUCAAUCACUUACCAUUUACCAGGCCUCAAAAAUACAGCCAUUUAUUCUAUUUCAACCUUUAGCCAAUAGAAUUGUACAUAAAAUUGAUAAAUAAAGUGCUGUUUUUAGCCGGCACUUUUUUUAAAAUAAUCAUUUAAAUAUAUAAAUUUUCAUUCUUUUGCUGAUAAUUUUGCCAAUUUUGCUAUAUUUCGCGCCAAUUUUCAUUCUCGCCUCAGGUCACCACGCGGUCAAAAUGGCAUUUAAACUAUGCAUUUAAAUCCCAUGAAAGGAUGCACGUUUUGUUUACGUUGUCAAAAUAAUCUGUUUUAUGCCAUAGAAUAACUUUUUAUCGAUGGCAACAGCGUGUGUAGACGAAGACGGUUAGUAGGAGUCUUUCUAUUGAGCCUAAACCAUAUACCAAAGCAUGAUUUUGUGUUUGUAAUUUCAAAAUCAUUGUUGCCAUGAUGAGCUAAAAUGUCAAUGUUAUUAUUAUAUUGCAUUUUCGCGCCUUAUUAUUUGAAAUCGUUUCGCUGUAGAUGUGCCUCCUUUAGAAGACUUAUCAGAACUAAUAGAGCAAGUAAAGGGCUUGCAAUGUGCAAAGGAAAUCAAAGACGAUCGGGCCUCGUCGACAGAAAAAACUGAAGUAAAAAUUUAUUUGAUUUAUGAACUUUAGUCACUUUACUGUACUGUACAAUUUUUUAGGGAUCGGUGAUUGGCCCUCUUGUGCCAGAUGAUCCAGGGGCUGUUCACACUAGCAAUUUAGAUCAAUCUGAAAUCAAUUCAAAAAUUGCUUGCAAAACCAAAAAUGAGCUGAGGUCAGUUUAAGAUCGAUUUAAACUGGAUCGGUUCACAUUUUACAACCAAGCUAAUUUCUUGAAUUAACAGCCUGACAUUUCUCCCCUGUUUAUUAACUGUAGUAGCACAGUAUAGGGAGUGAGCAUAGUGCCACUUAGCGGUCCUCGUAUUUUUAUGCAAAAAUAUGCAGUUUACCAGCUAGGACGAGCCAGUUCAGCGAACUGCAUGUUCUGGCCAAUAAGCACGCUGAACUGGCUCGUCCUAGCCAGUAAACUGCAUAUUUUUGCAUAAAAAUAUCACUGGCUGAGCAACAUGCGUAAUGCGAUAUGUGCGAAGACAGAAACUUCAAAGGAUCUGACGUAAGUGGCACUACUGCCCUUCCUUAUACUGGGUAGUAGCCUCCUCUGUAGGAAUCUCUAUGGGUGUUAGCCUGCAAAUGGUCCCCAGAGAUGCUGUGGAGUAGCCUAUAACAGUAGUUAAUUGAUUCAUGUUGUGAACACUCCACCACAAAAAAUCCAAGGAAAUUGCUUUGGAUCAAUUUGAGAUUGCUCUAAAAUGAACAUCCCCUUCAGACCCAGAUCAUCCAUUGCUGUAACACAACAAGAAGUCCCUUGUAAACUAUCAUUAUUUUCUACCUACUAGACUAGCACAGCACAAAAACAAAGCACCGAAAGCAAUACACAGACAUUUGGUGGGUUUGAGAAAGGCUUUCUUAACAAGAAAACCAAAGGCAAAAGUGUUGACCCAAAACAAUGCAAAUCUGCUUCUGCUAAAGAUGAAAGAAUACCUACAAUAUGUCCAAAACAAGAAGAAUCGAAUAGCCUUAGGUUUCCUGAGGUACAGAAAGCCAUGGAGACCUCUUCAUUUUUACAAAAUAAAGGUAUAUGCAAAUAUCAGAUGGCAUUUCUAGGACUUCUAGGGACAACAGUUUAGAACUAAGAAAUAUAUCCAGUAUAAAGUUAGUCUAGUUUAGGUUCACUAACUUUCCUUCUGAUUUAGCAAUAAGUAGAUCUACCAAGUCUCUAGGAUAUUAGAGAUUAUCAGGGCUAGCUAUAGAGUAUACUGUUCAGACCAGUAUUAAAACAUCACUUUACCUACAUUAUAAACACUAGCUAUUCAAAGCCAGUGUUUAUUACUAUUAAAGGAAGAAAUGCAUGCUGUGAGGUCAAAAGGUUAAUACAUGAAAUAUUAUAAAACAGACAUUCUUAAAAGUUUACAGUGUCUUGUUGCUGCACAAUCGAUUGAUUGAUUAUACUUUAAUCUCAUGCACAUACACAGACACACACUGGCAAAGGCCUAUGAUACAGGUAUACCAGUGUUUAGGUUUUGAUAUUAACAGCAUAAAUAUCCUACAUUCUUUAUUUGUAAACACUGGGAUCUAUCAUUAACCUUUCAACCAAACUGCUCUAUUAUCUUUAGACUGGGUAACAGAUAACCUUCUCAAGAAGCUAGAAGACAGACCAGAUUUACUAAAGAAGCUUGCAGACCCAAAAUAUUCUCAAGCAUUGAGUCUGUUUAGGACAAACCCUGAAGACGGUUUGAAGUUAGUUCAAGGGAACGAAGAACUGCAGGCAUUUAUUAAAGAUUUCUGUGGCAUUCUGGGGGAACAUUUUACAUCAAUGGCUGAAAAUACAGUAAGGACUAAAAAUGAUAUUAUGGAGAGAUGUUUUCUCCCUUUAUAUGUUGCAGCAAUGCAAGCUCAUUACAUUCAUGGUCAUUACAGACCAAUGUCAAGCAAAAAAUGUUUUAAAACUUUUCCAACCUACGUAUCCUAUUUUUUCAGGAUUUGAAAAUGAUUCACAGAAUAUAUUUUCUUGUGCUUCAUUAAUUAAAAACUAAUUAUUUUGUGCAAGGGAUGUCCUUAUCAGUAACAUUAAUAACUCCAACAUGUUUUUUAGAGUUCAUCUGAAGUUGAUGCCGGCAAGGCUGUUACAUCUGAAGCAACAGCAUCAAAAGCAGAAGAAGAGAAAAUGAGGGCAAUCUUAUCUGACCCUGCAACACAGGAAGUUCUCAAAGAUCCAUGGAUUAGUAAACUUGUAAAAAAUUUAAAAGAAAACCCACCAGAGGCGAGAAGGUUAGUUCUCUGAAUAUUAACCCCUGUAGCACCUGCAUUUCGAAAACUUAGUAGUAAAUAUAUAGAAAGCAUCAAAAUUGCGCUGCCACCGAUAUUAUCUCCCCCCACGCGAUACAAACUUUCCACACUGCAAGUAGGGAGCAUUUAAUUAAGUGCAUUGCAGUGGCCUCAGUCAUGUGUGAUACCGUAAGAGUGUUUCCAGUUUGAUUGUACCAAACCCAGCAGGUUUUGUUUUGGUACUGACCAGAUUUUUGCAGUAACACUAGUAGGCAGACUAAUACGGUCUGAACUGAGCAUAACGUCUGAACUCUACAUAAAGCAUUGGUCACACUUGCAUGCUUAAAACGUGCUUGAAUUUUUUUUUAGAAUGUUAGCAACAAGCAGACCUGAGGUUUUACCAAAGAUAAAGAAAUUAAUAGAUGCUGGAAUCCUAACCUAUGGAUCAACCUGA
Paramuricea clavata is the source of this 9085-nucleotide messenger RNA. NCBI's taxonomy places the organism in Eukaryota, Metazoa, Cnidaria, Anthozoa, Malacalcyonacea, Plexauridae. The record is from the annotation of a GenBank genome assembly.